CAAAAAGGUUUUGUGCUCACCCCUGCACUGUUCUUGCUCAAAUUUUGCAGAACGAUCACAUUUUUGUAUCGAAUUCAUUUAGUAUAACACUUCGCACAUUUACUUGUUUGGUUUUUCUGAAAAAAGUGCAAAUAUACUGCGCAUAUGAGAAUGCAAGCUGCCGCCGUGACUGCGCAAGCAUAAACUGGUGUCACCACCUGCCGUCAGCUGCAAAAAGCAGCGUUUCAAGGAGGGCAUUCGCCUGUCCCAGGAGCGGGCAACAUGCGGAAGCCCUCCCUGAAACGCUGCUUUCUGCAGCUGACGGCAGGCGGCGAAACAAGUUUACGUUUACCAGCAAAAAAAAAAAAAAAAAAAGCAGCGGCAAGGUGGUGACCAUCAAUGUUUUCCAUCUCACAGAGCACAAUAUAUAUCCAUUGCUCACGCAUAGCUCCAUAAGCUUGGAUAAUCGGCCGCGCGGUUUGCUUUGUCCAUGCCUCCUUUUGGGGUUUAGACUAAGGUUUGUGGUAUUCCGAAGGUGAAGAUAGCUCUUAGUAAUAUAACACUUGGAUUCUUGUGUUUGCCCGCAAGUAUUUGCAGCAGCAGUAGUAAGCGUGCCUCAGGCCCAGCCUGCUCUCUGCUAGUGUUUGCGCGCUCAGCAUGUCGCAGAAGACGCGAGGCCGCUACAGGCGGUACUUGGAACUGAACUCAACUGAUCAAGUACCAAAGCAGACCCUCAGCAGCAUUGCCAAGCGAGCGAAAACACGGAGCGCUAGCAAGGUUAUUGCACCAAACAAGCAGGCAGCGACCAUUGUGUGUGCAAAGGACUCUCCAGAUCAUCGGGCAGCCAGUGUUUCUGAAAAUGCAUCUCGGUAUGGCAACCUGAGCAUGUUACCAGCCAUGGCUGCUAGUUGCCUUGAUAAUGAACCGCCAAUGCCUUAUGCCAGCAACACAUGUGAAAGAGACGAGAGAGGUGCUCUCAUCAUGUUUGUCAGUGACACUUUUGGUGGGCGGGCUUCUGGUAAGGCUUGUGUUAAUGUGUAUGGUAUUCUCGACCAGUUGCAGCCUUUUGAAGAUGACCUAAUGGUUGAUAAGGGUUUCAACAUUGAUGACAGAUGCACCGAGCUUGGUGUUGGCGUGAUUCAGCCGCCAUUCUUGAGGACACAAACACAGUUCUCCUAAGAAGGCGCCAUGAAGACUGUUCAGAUUGCAAGGGCCAGGGUCCAUGUAGAGAGGGCGAUACAGCGUAUGAAACUGUUUCGAAUUUUGAAGGGCCCAUUGCCAUGGGAAAUGUUAGCUGUGGCUGAUGAAGUGUUCAUCAUAAUUGCCGGGAUGGUAAAUUUGUCAGCCCCUAUAUUAGCUGAAACAGGUUCCAACUAUUUAAAGCUUAGACACCAGAUAUCUUGUACAACAAAAAAUGCAACAUUUAUUUUUGUACAACGAAAAAAUACAACAAACCCGAUCACACCUUUAUUUUCGUUAAGGAUGAGGCAGUCACAAAAGAGCUGCUUUAGCAGCAGCGUGACUAGGCAACUGCGGCAACGUUUUGACAACAGCUCGCAUCACACCAACCAAUAAACAUGAGUAAAAGAUACAUAGUAGGGCAGCAAUAAAUAUUUUAAUUCAUGGAUACAGAUAACUCAAGUGUAAAAAAGUAUGCACGUGUUACAUAAAACUUUCGGUAACAUAAGCAUACAAGUAUACAUGAGCAAAAAAAAAAAAGAUCAUACACAAAAUAAAAAUAACAGCUGUUGUGAAGGCAGUGUUGAGAUGAAAUCGAGGGUUCGACGGAAGCCCGUCUGGUCGGGAUGAAGCAUUGAAGAAAUAAAACGAAGGACACCGACCAACAUAGAAGUGCUAAAAAAUGAAAAAUCUAAAAGACGUUUCGGCUUCGCUACGGAAGCCUUGUUCACAAUGGGAUGACGGAAGGUUCAUUGAAGCUUAUGUAGGCUUUAGAACGUGACGUAAGCAGCGCGUGUAUGACGGGGGGAGGGUUCCCUCAUUUCGAUUAAGCGUGUGACAUGUUUUUUGUAUCUCCAGUGAUUCCAGAUACAGACGCGAUUUUUGGUUUCGUUCUUGGCCGAUAAUUCUCGAGCGAUCCCAGUCGAUAUUGUGGCCCGUUGCAUCCGUGUGCUCGGCAAGGGCAUUCGACACUGUACGCUUCUUUUCGACAUCUUUCUGAUGCUGCCUCAGUCUCUGUUUGAAGUUUAAUGAGCUCUACUCUGCACUGUGCAAAACAUAUAUAUCUAACCAACAUGUGAUCAUAUGCUGGGUGCCUGGACAUAGGGGCAUCGAGGGAAACGUUCUAGCCGACCAGAUGGCCACAUCAAUCUCAUUGCAUGCAGUUAAUCCUACUGCUUCGGUCCCUGUCACAGACCUGAAGCCUUUCUUAAGAAGGAAACUACGAAGCCACUGGCAACGCAUGUGGGACGAAGAAAUAAAUAAUAAACUGCAUGUAAUAAAGCCACAAUUAGGUUUCUGGCCUCUUGUAACAAAAUGCCGCCGGACAGAUGUGCUAUUCUGCCGCCUAAGAAUAGGACACACUUUUGGCACACAUAACUUUUUACUCACGGGAAACGAGCCUCCAACCUUUGGUAGAUGCGGGGAGAGGCUGACCGUCCUCCACGUCCUACUGGAGUGUCGGGAAACCGAACCCGAAAGAAAAAAACAUUUUCUCUUAGCAUACAGGCACCACAUCCCCCUUCAUCCUGUUAUGUUACUUGGUCCAGAACCACUCUUUGACACCAACGCCGUCUUAGGUUUUUUGAAAGAUGUUGUGUUGCAUGUUAUUAGCCCCACACGUUCGUAGCGCUUCCUCUCUUCUGAGGAUGUCGCUGCGAUAAUUAUUUUGAAUAAGCACAUGCCUCUAGGCCCUUGUGGUUCAAGGGCUCUGGCGAGGCUGUAGUGCUGUAAGCAAUUUAACGUCUCGCAUAUGUUUAACAAUGCACCAUUCUUUUACGAUGGAUUUUAAUCUUCAGUCUUCGUCAUUAAUCAUCGCCAUAAUUUUAUAGCACGUAGAUUUUACGCACUUUACAGCGACUAUUUUUAGGCCACUUUACAGCCAAGUCACAUCUUCCAUAAUACAUCGUUAACACUACCAUUUGUCAUGGCGCUCUUUGGCCAUACCUGGCCCUUGCGCCAUAAAACACUACACAUCAUCAUCAUCAAA
This is a messenger RNA of Dermacentor andersoni, 3145 nucleotides long. NCBI's taxonomy places the organism in Eukaryota, Metazoa, Arthropoda, Arachnida, Ixodida, Ixodidae. The record is from RefSeq and is a predicted model, not a curated record.